Messenger RNA from Podospora bellae-mahoneyi, 607 nucleotides. RefSeq lists its product as uncharacterized. NCBI's taxonomy places the organism in Eukaryota, Fungi, Ascomycota, Sordariomycetes, Sordariales, Podosporaceae. The coding region runs from base 263 to 511 and encodes 82 amino acids. The record is from RefSeq and is a predicted model, not a curated record. The transcript is spliced from 2 exons.
GAAAUUUAUGUCCCACUCUUCAUCUUCGCAGUCAAUACCAAACCGCCGCAAUAUCCUUCGAUAUCGAAACGAUUCUUACAUCCAUUCUUGGAUCCAUCCCUACAGCGAUUUCUACACCCAUUUUGGACCUAUUUUUACAUCCAUCUUUGGAUCCAUUUUUGGAGCCAUUUUAUUUCCAUCUCGUCAGCUCCAACCUUGACAUCAUCAGGGGCGGAAGAUCGAACAAACUAAGUGAAGAGGCCACUGGCAUGAGGAGGAAGCCAUGAAGACAACCAAGACUAAAAUUUCACGCCGAGCGGUGUUCAGAGUCUCCAAGAGAGUGUUACGUCACCGCUGCUUGUUCAAGUUUCGACCACGACGAGCGAAGAAGAUCCAGGCCCGGAGUAAGAAGGCGGCCAAUCGAGUCACGGGCGCUUUGAUUGCGUGUGGAGAGAUGAACGUCAGAGAGGAUGAAGUUUCGGGGGUCGUCUCUGGGAUGGAGGAGCUGAAUCUUGUUCGAGGUGGGAGGUGAAGGGAUGGGGGAAUCAUUUCAACACUUGAGGGGAGGUGUGAAAGGGUGGAAUUCAUGGAGGAGUACGCCUGGUUGAACCAUACAAGUACCACGUCG